CUCCCUAGAUUCUCCGUUUCCUGACCCUGAUCCUGAUCUUGUGUACCGUGUAGGUUGGCUCCUCCUCUUGCUGCUCGAUCAGCCAUUCUGGAGACGAGUCGAAUCGUUUUUAGGUUUCUGGCUUUCCGUUUAGUUGGCGAGGCGGUUUAGUGGUGAACCAGUUUACUGGCUUCCGACAGUUUGAUAGCGUACUAUUCCUAGAGUCCUGUCAUCCGUUUGUCUCACUGGGCGUAACGGCUCUUCGUCAUCCUCGAUCAUUUUUUCGGCUUAUAAGUAGGGAAGAAGACUACUCUAGAAACCGUGCUCCCUUGCCAGGCAUACGGCGAAGUAUCGUAGAUUCUCGUGGAGCUCGUUCAAGGACAAGUACCUCAGAAAUACUUCGAGCGUCACCAUCACAGCAGACGUCCAAGCGCCUCACAGCAGGUCCGGCCAUGCCUCUCCGUCGUCCCGCCUUGGAUUGCAGCACGGCGCCUCUUGCGAUGCUCUUCAUCACCUGUGCGCUCCUGUUAGUGAGCGCGGCAGUGCCAGCGGCAGCUGCGGUGUUCAAGGUGACGACGUACAGGGAGCUGGUGGUGGCGAUGCAGGCGGGCGGGCCGAUCGUGGUGUCGCACUCGUUCUACCUCGACGGGCCGCUGCCCAACGUCUCCCGUCCGCUCACCAUCUCCGCCGACCCCGCCUGCAGGAAAACCGAGCUCAAGUUCUGCCGGCUAGAUGGCAAGCGCCGCCACCGUCACUUCAUGGUCGUCAAGGGCGGCGUGCUCCGUCUCACCGGCCUGCUGCUCUCCCGCGGCCGCCCGCAGACCGGCAGUGGCGGCUCCAUCUGGAUCCUAGACGGCGGCAGAGCGAUCCUCAAUCAGGUCUACUUCCGCUUCAACGGCAUCGGCGGCACGACUGCGUCCGGCGGCGCGAUCGAGGUCAACUCGGGCGGGAGCCUCCACGCGACCGCGUGCCACUUCAUCCGCAACUUCGCUGGGUUUGGCGGCGCGAUUUCCGGCGCGCUGCGCGCGGGGGUGGUUGCAAACUAUUGUAUUUUCCACCGCAACCAGGCGUCGACGGCGGGAGGCGCGGUGUCGCUGAUUAUGGGGUCGGUGGGAGUGUUCCGACGACCCAAGUUCUUCGCCAACCUGGCCGGGGCGGGAAGUGCGAUGCAGACGGAUGCGUCCAAGCUUGCGCUCUGCAGUGUGCUUUGGUACAACAAUAAUGCCACGCUCCCUGGCACUGCGUUUCUGGUUACGCAGAAGAGUCGGGUGACGCUGUGUCGCACAAGCCCUAGGAUCAUCUCAGCCACAACCGGUUCUACAGUCACACAGUCAUGCGCCUUCUGCCCUUCGCAAAGAAAAUAGGGUUGCGGUCGAAUUGAAACACAAGGGACCAGAGAAGCAGGCAUGAGGGUUGCAGGAGCAGAGGGAUAUUAGUGAGAAGGAACAACUGCUGUGCUGAUGAGAAGUAGUUUAGGUCUGAAGGGUUGACAAAAGGCUUGAUGCUAUCAGAUUUUUAAGGUUUGGCUGGUAAUGUUGCAGCUGGUGAGCACUAGUUGUUGGUGAGGAAUGUGCUAUCCACUGUGUGGUAGGUUGUGUAUCUUGCUUUGACCAUUUUGUAGGGGUGCUAAUCUGAGUGCGUGGUGUCGAAGGUUUUUAUGUUGCUACUAGAGGUGAGAUGAGGUAUUGAAUGGUAGGGCUAACGUGUUUGGGAGUUAUAGAGGAUGUGGCGCUACACUUACAUGGGAAUUACGCGGCUAUGUAUAUCUAGGUUAUUGUUACAAUUGUUCAAUGUGCUAUAUG
Molecule: messenger RNA, 1781 nt
Organism: Closterium sp. NIES-67
Lineage: Eukaryota; Viridiplantae; Streptophyta; Zygnematophyceae; Desmidiales; Closteriaceae
Source: the annotation of a GenBank genome assembly